UGGUUUAGGGCUAGGCUACUUUGGCAAAGCGGCGCACGCGAACUAACCGGUUGUUCCGUGGCAGUGUUCGUGGCAAAAUUCUGUAACUUUAUUCGGGCCUUAAAACACUGAGGGAGUCGACGGUUUUUUCUUUUUUGUAGGUAUUUGGGGAUUUGUUCGUGUUGGACAUUUUUUUUGGGUACUUGUCUUCCAAAGUAUAAACUUUCACAUCCGUUUUAAACCGACAAAAGAUGGAAGACAGUGAGCAAAUAGUGUCUUCCACAACUCACCCCGAAGACGACAUGAGCAAUUACAGUCAAUAUGGACAUCAUUAUGGCAACAACGAGGCCACUGCUAAAGUUGACGAAGAUGAUAUUGUAGACUUAGUUGGCGGAGCACAUGAUGCCAUUGAGAGGCACAAGGCUUCAUACCCCGAGGAAAUAGCAGAAUUUACGGAUGAGGAAACACAACUAACCACCACGGUGGAUGCCACGGAACAACUGACAAACACGGGUGUGAGUCCAGAUUCAACUCCAUCUGAGGAAGAAGAACAGGAGGUUGCAGACACAAUUGUGGUUGCGAAACCUGAGAUUCGUAAUUCUUUGGAUCCAGACUCUUUGUCAGAACUCGUCAGACCGGAUCAUCCAAAAGCAACUCCACUAGUUGAAGCUGCACCAGUAGAAGCCACACCAUUAGUAGAAACCGCACCACCAGCUCCAGUAUUAGAAGCACCAGUUCCAGUGGAAGUGUUCCCCGAAGCGAUUGCAGCUCCUCUAGCGCCAUCCAGUGUGGUUCAACGCUGGAACAUAGACAAAAGAGAUGAACAUUUUCUUCCUCCUGCUCCUCUUCAACCUCUGAUGCAAUUCCCAAAAGCACUUGGGCAGAAGGGUGAUUCCCCUGCUCCCAUCUCCCCUCUCUCCCCUCUUCACUCUCCUGACUCUCUGGAGGACCUCUCUCUGUCAGAGAGUCCAAAUCCAACAUCCGCUCCAUUGGGCUUCUCUUCUUGGCCUUCUACUGAGCCUUCCCAAAUACUGACCAAGGAUAUGCCUUGGGAUGAAGAGGGUAACACCCAACUAGGCAUUAGUAAUCUGAAUGAUGAGGAUAUUGUAAAAGGGUUAGAAGCUGCUACCUACACUCCAGAUAAACACGACGUAAAAAAGCUCUCUGAGAGCGAUGCAGGGUCUAAGUCUCUGUGUGAAGACAGUGGAGUAGUCUCUCCUGAAGAGCAACUUUGUAGCUCAGUCAGGUCUACUACUCCUUCCCAGUCCCCCAAAAAUCCCCAGAUGACUCCUGAAUCUUACAUUGCACCUGCCCUCUCUAACCCAACAGAGCACUGGGAUUCUCCAUUCCUAGCUUCUCAAGACAACACCAGGGCCUCCAUGGAUACUUUCUCCAAGGACUCAGCCUCCAGAGGCUCUUCUGGUUAUGAGCCCGACAUGUUUGGCCAAUCAGAUGAUGACUUAAUGUUAGAGGUGAAGAGUUCAUUCCAGGGCUUCUCCCCUGUGUCUGAUGCUGGGUUCUCUCAAUUUGCCGACACCACCUCUGACAGCAGGGCUGCCAAAAUGUCUGAGAGUCCCACCCCUGACCUGGUUCAGUAUGGGCAGUCUGGAGAUUCACAAGAUGGCAGCCCACCAUCAUAUUAUGAUGAGACAAAAACAUAUGAGUCUGUUAAAAUGGCAGCGGACUCACUCAUGGAGCCCCUCAAUCAGUUCUCAAUCACCCCAAAAGAGAGCAAAGACUCUGGACUUCCACCAUCUCUUCCAGAUAUCUUAAAGCCCUUCCCUCUGAACCCAGACAAAGUGGAUUCUGGCUCUUCUGAAGGAAGCACUGAGCCGAGCCCUGCUCCUAUCCGGAAGAUUGUUGAGGCACCUCCCACCGCUGUCACUCUGUCAGCCACAAAUCCAUUUGCCUUUGAUUCCAAAGCUUUACUGCUGAAGGAGCUGACUGAAGAGACUGAAGCAAGAUUAGCUGUAAAGGUGAAAACUGAAGAGGAAAGCGAUUUUGGUGUCUUUGACCUCGUAAAGGAGGCAGAGACCACACCCCAGAGUAAGGAAGCCGUCCAGGUGGAACAGAAAGAUUUGCCAAAAACAGUGAAUCAAUUCGAGCCUCUUAAUAUCCAGACUAGAAAGACCCCUGAAUAUUCUGAUUCUGAGAGUCCCUCGGCAGACUCUCUGUCCCCCGUUCUGGAGGCAAUGGCCAAGAAUCCUGCAGGUUUUCAGGUAGAGCCUGAGAAGAAUGAUGCGAAAGUGCAAGAGCCAGAGGCUGCAGAUGAGGUCUCUGAACCGGAAGUCUCCUCUGAGGAGUUUGAGUUCAUUGAGAGGCCACCCAAAGGUGUGAUAGAUGAAUUUCUAGAAGCGUUAGACAGCUCCAAGUUUUCUAAGUCACAAGAGCUUUGUAUGGAUGAUGAUGAUGAUGAUGAUGAUGAUGAUGAUGAUGAUGAUGAUGAUGGCGACGUAAACUUUGGGCAGAAGGAUGAGGCAUCUGCAACAAUAACCUCAGAAGUUCAGGAAGAAUCUCCCAGUCCGAGCUCUUACCUCCUACUCACCCAGAAGGGUAAGGCCGACCUGGAAAAGGAUGAUAAGAAAGGGCCACCCACUCAGGCCCCUCUCAUCCACUCGCCUGUUUGCAAACCGGAGUUUCUUGCUAUGGACCCAGAGGGCCCCAAAUCUGCUCAGAAGUCCAACCUGAGCACAGAAGCAGUGGUAGACCUCCUGUACUGGCGUGAUGUCAAGACCUCGGGCGUGGUGUUUGGCGCUAGCCUCUCGCUGCUGCUCUCCCUGACACUGUGCAGCAUCGUCAGUGUGGCCUCCUACAUCGGCCUGGCUCUCCUCUCCGUAACCAUCUGCUUCAGGAUAUACAAGGGAAUCCUGCAGGCCAUCCAGAAGUCUGAUGAAGGGCACCCAUUCAAGCUGUACCUGGACCAGGAUGUGGGUCUGUCCGAGGAAACUGUCCAUAAGUACAGCGACUGUGCUCUGGCACGGUUCAACACUACCGUUAUUGAGCUGCGUCGCCUCUUCCUGGUUGAAGACCUGGUGGAUUCCCUCAAGUUUGCUGUGCUGAUGUGGAUUCUGACCUAUGUUGGUGCCUUGUUCAAUGGACUCACUCUCCUUAUUCUGGGUCUGGUUGGAAUGUUCAGCUGCCCCAUAGUCUAUGAGAAGUACAAGGUACAGAUAGACCAUUAUGUGGGGAUGGCCAACAAGCAGGUCAAAGACAUCAUUGCAACGGUCCAGGCCAAAGUCCCUGGACUGAAGCGUGUUAAGGCAGAGUGAAGUAUAGAAGUCCUGUGAGGGAACUGGAUGGACAAAUGUGGGCAGGGGAUGGUGUCACAGAAUCUCUUCAAUUUAGAAGUCCUUGUGUUCCCUGAAAAAUACCCUUACACAUUUUCAGCAAAAAAUAAAAUCACCAGCUCAAAGUAUUCCCACCUUUUGAUGAACAAAAUUGUUCAAGUACAUUCUAUUUGGCUCAAAAUGCUACUUUGUGUGAAUAUGUAAAGGAAAAAAACAGCACACAAGUGUUAUUUUAUUCAUGCGCUCAGACCUGACCAGUGAUGCAUUUCAAUCGAAAAUUGUUUUCCAUGGGCUGGUACUUUUGUUCUCUCCUUUGACAGUGUUCACAAAAUAGGAAUUGUGUUUCUUUUUUGUAAAGGGGAGGAAUAAUUAGUAUGUUUGUGGGAACCUGAGUAUCUGUCGUUUUUGGUAUGAUUAAGUUAGUGGUGUUUGAUUUUACUGUUUUAUUGAUCAACUGUGUAGUUUCACAAAGCUUCUAGCUCUCCAGUGGCUCUUGAGUGUGCUUGACACGACAUGUUGGCUUGUGUCAUUGUGCUUGACGAUGGUCUUUAAUGCCAGCAGUGAGCUACUCCAUAGCACUUCAUGCUUCUGAGUAUUUCUAGCUAGAAACAUUUAGAUCUUUACAAGAAAAUAUGAGAACGUUGAAUGAUCCUUUCACCUCAUGCAGCUGCCUAGUUAGACUCAAGAAGAACACGUUUACAACAUCAACUUAAGACAAAAAAAAUGAAAACAUACUGUUUGUGGACCCAAUAUCUAAAGCUGCAAAAUUAUGUAACUUGGAAACUUAAAGCAUUGUUUGUUAUGCAAGUAAUUGUGAAUGAUACUUCAUACAAUUGUAAUGAACUAUUCUGAGAACUGUUUGUGGAAUGCAUUGUGACAUAUAAACAAUUACAAUAAAGCUUCUAGAUGAAU
Molecule: messenger RNA, 4178 nt
Organism: Esox lucius (northern pike)
Lineage: Eukaryota; Metazoa; Chordata; Actinopteri; Esociformes; Esocidae
Product: reticulon-4
Exons: 10
Coding region: 231-3248 (1005 amino acids)
Biological process (GO): endoplasmic reticulum tubular network formation; neuron differentiation; brain development
Cellular component (GO): postsynaptic density; neuron projection
Source: RefSeq, a predicted model, not a curated record